This is a messenger RNA of Magnolia sinica, 1079 nucleotides long. Its product is annotated as GCN5-related N-acetyltransferase 10, chloroplastic. Lineage: Eukaryota; Viridiplantae; Streptophyta; Magnoliopsida; Magnoliales; Magnoliaceae. Gene Ontology annotation, molecular function: N-acetyltransferase activity. Gene Ontology annotation, cellular component: cytoplasm; NatA complex. The record is from RefSeq and is a predicted model, not a curated record. The coding region runs from base 1 to 903 and encodes 300 amino acids. The transcript is spliced from 5 exons. Gene Ontology annotation, biological process: mitotic sister chromatid cohesion.
AUGGCUCAUUUGAAAGCAUGCCCAAACUGGCCAAUUCUUUCAGGAAAAUUACACAAAUACCCUCCACUCAAUAGCAGUGCAUCUACUGCUGCUGCUCAUACAAAGCCAGAAUGUAGAAGAGAAGUGGCUUGCUUGGAAGCAAGGCAGAAGGGCAAAAUUGUCAUGAGAAGUGGGGAGAAGAGGAGGGGUAGUUUGGUAUGUAGGAGUAGUAAUUCAAGCUCAGCUGGUGGAGUGGGUGUUGUUGGGGAAGAGGGAGAAGGUGGGGAUUCUGGGGAUGGUGAGGGGCAGUUUGGGUAUUUGGUGAGUGAGUAUGGAUGGAGGGUGAGGAGGUUGGUUGAGGAGGAGGAUGAGAUGAGGAGAGUGGCCUAUGUUCAGGCUCAGGCAUUUCAUAUGCCUAUGGCUGUCUUCAAUGAUUUCUUCUUCGAAUUCUUUCAGGCAGAAGUUCUUGCUGCUCUCAUCUACAAGCUUAGGAAUUCACCACCGAACAGCAGGUAUGCUUGUUUGGUUGCUGAGCCUACGGAUGGUUUUGAUUUUUCACUGCGCCCUUCACAAGAAGGGGUUGUGGGUGUUGUGGAUGUCACGGUUAUGAGAGAUGAUGACAUUCUUAGGCAUCUUGAUGGAGCUGAAGAAUACCUUUACAUAUCUGGGAUAGCUGUGCUGACAGACUUCAGGAGGCAGAAAGUAGCAACGGUAUUGCUUAAAGCCUGUGAUCUACUCUCACUAACAUGGGGUUUCAAAUAUCUAGCCCUGCGAGCUUAUGAAGAUGAUUCGGCUGCACGCAAAUUGUAUUCAAAUGCAGGCUACAAAGUUGUUUCUAGAGAUCCCCAGUGGAUGACUACUUGGAUUGGAAGAAAGCAGCGUGUUCUUAUGAUAAAAAAGUCUGGUCUAGGGGAUUGGUGCUGAGUCAUUCAGCCACCAAGAGAACUGAAACAGCAUGGAAGAGACCACUGUCAACGACUAAUCUCUACCAAGCUGAAUUCCCAACAGUUACUCAUUCCAUAUUUAUGUUAUUGUAUGUACCAUAUGUAUUGCAAGUACUUCGCUGGUCAGAUGCACCAAAUUUCAUGAAAUUCCACAAA